CUCGUCACCGCCUUCAGUCACCCAUGGCUCCACCACCUUCCACACCGGGGGAAGACUCCAUGGUGGUCUCUUUCAUCCAAGUGGCCAAGUGGGGCUGGGUGGGUGUUCAAGAUGGAAGUAAUAUGCUUGAAGCCAUCCUCACAAUUGCCAAGAACAAAGACAUCCGUAAGCGGACAUGGGACUCGAUCAAGCUCAAUGGACUGCUAUUUCUGCCGGCGGCGCUCUUCUAUGACUAUGCUCUGUAUCCCAUGCUUGCCGCCAUUCUCGAUCUCCCUGCGCCGUGGUCAUCCCGUGCCUCGCCGGUGGUCAUUCAAACCUUGGCCGCGUGGCUCGAACCGUUGUACUCAUCGGUGUUCUUUGUCGCAUGCAUUUUGCCCAUUCUUCUCGUCACCCUCCUCCUCUCCUCAGCUUGGUACCAGGAGAUCGCCGACGUCACCUUUGCCCUCGAUGGCUCGGUCAAGGCUGCCCCGAAGCGCCCUGCAUGGGAGCAGGCGGCUGAGGUCAUCUAUCGCACUGUUGUGGUUCUGGCCUAUGUCGUCUUGCAAGUAGUUGUUGCCCUGCUCCUGUGCGCAGUGCCUUUCGUCGGCCCGCAUCUCGCCCGCGCCGUCGACAUGAUCCUCACCGCCUGGUACUUUGCCUUUCUCUGCUUCGAGUACAAGUGGAUCAACAUUGGUUCGGACCUCUCCAAGCGCAUCAUCAUCUUCCACGCCCGUUGGGCCUACUUUGCCGGCUUUGGCCUCCCCUUUACCCUACUUUGCUACUUUUCUCCUUUGCCGUCUCCAACGCCGUCUUCUUCCUCGCCUACCCGUUCUUUGUCAUCAUGGCCACCAAGUCGCGACCUCUCCCGGUCUCCAUGCGGGGCAUUUCCAUCGCUCCGCUCCCCACUGCUCUGCCUAUCUUCCAGCUCCCGUGCAUCGUCGCCAAUCCAGUCAUCAAGUACAUCGACACUCGCCUCCGCUCCAUCCAGGCCUCUCGCUCUCCGUCGAUCCGCUCCUAGCCUCGCUGAAGUAUGUUACAAGCCUUGCCGAUCGAUUGGCGUCAGCGGCCCUAUUCGGCGCGGCACUGCCACCCGCUCCUGGGCUGCUUCGAGAGCCGCGAUGCAUGAAAGCUUGCGCAGCGUGUUGCCGUGCCAGCACAGCAGAGGCAGCCCGGCAUGUCGUGCUUCCCUCCCCGCAUCUUCGCGCACAAGCGAUGACUCCAUGUCCGACACCCAGCUCCCGCUCGGGCACCCAGUCACAACCGUUGUCAUCCCUAUCUCUGCCUUGUCCGUCUUGGCCAGUACAAUCGGGAUCCGGAUUGUUUGCGGCUUGCCGAAGCUUUCAGGCAGACUGCGACUCCGCAGGCCGAGCUCGUUUUCCGGGGUGGGGGGGGUGGGGGGUGCGCAACAUUUUUUGUCCACCAAGGUGGCUCGGUUGUUGGUUGGUUGAUGGUGGUGAGCGAGCGAGGCGAAAAU
Molecule: messenger RNA, 1453 nt
Organism: Thecamonas trahens ATCC 50062
Lineage: Eukaryota; Apusomonadida; Apusomonadidae
Product: etoposide-induced protein 2.4
Exons: 2
Coding region: 24-1427 (467 amino acids)
Biological process (GO): macroautophagy
Cellular component (GO): endoplasmic reticulum
Source: RefSeq, a predicted model, not a curated record